GCGCUGCAGUUUGAAUGGCCAAAUAAUUAUUGUUUUUUUACGUGUAAACAGAUUAUGACGGUGGAAAUAUCGUUCAAAAUGUUUACUUUCAUUAAGUACUUUAAAACCGUAAUUUUAUUACAAUCUAAACAUUUUUAGUAUGUAAACAAAUAGUAUAACAUCAUAUACUUUAUUUCAAGAGGAAUUCUAAUGUACUGUAAUUUGUGUAAGAUAUGUGCAUGUCUAAAUUCAGAAGUAGUGAGCUCAGCAAAACAUAAAUACAGUGACAUCAGAGAGAUAGAAUUUUUGACAUCAUCAAUCUAUAUUUACCAAUCUAACAACGUAAGUCUCUCGUCUGUCAAACAGUGCACCUCAGGUCUUGUAAAAUUAGUUAGUGCAUUAUCAUAUCAGUGUGGAGUUCCUAUAGUCUGUGGGGAUCCUGCGCUCUUGCGUCAGUCGUUGUUCGAUCUGUUAACGGGAAAGUAGAACAGCAAAGGCUGCGCCGUGUUCCCGACAAAUUUUCAGUGGCCGAGGAAGUUAACUCGCAGAAUCAAAAUGAGUCUUCCUUCAAAGAAAACCAAGGAUGAUGCUAACAGAGAAGUGUCAGAUGUCGCUAAAGAUGCCAAGAGUUUCAUUGAAAAAAUUUUGGGUGAUGUUAGUAAAACAUCUGCUACUAAACAGAUAAUCAUUGGAACUACGUCAGGAUGGGCCACUGGCUUUAUGACCAUGAAAGUUGGAAAAGUUGCAGCCUUUGCUGUUGGUGGUGGCAUCAUCAUGCUUCAAAUUGCCGCAAAUCAGGGAUACAUCAAAAUUAACUGGGACAAGAUUCAAAAGAAGGCUGACAAAAUCACAGACAAAGUCGAAGAAAAACUAACUGGUGAAGGUCCAAAACUAAUGGAUAAGAUGGAGAGGUACGUGGACAAGAAGCUGAACAAGGCCGAGCAGCUGUUGAAGAACGGUGAAUCACGUGGACGUCGUUGGUAUCAAAACAUCUGUUCAACUGGCGAUGGUGAACCAUUCCGUGCUAAGGAAAUACACUUCUUCUUGGUAUCUUUCGCCGCGGGUGUGGCGAUAGGCUUGGCAUCGGCCAACUAGGUAAACGAGUGCUGCGCUUUGAUCGUAGACUUGCGCAGCAAAUGGAAACCCAAUCAACCUGAAAUUAUCGCCCCAUCAAUCGUUGAACCCGUCAAUCCUAUCGACUCACUUACAAGGUUCGUCGAGGAUUUUAAAAAGAAUUUUUACGAGUUUCGCGCUUAUUGUCGAGCUCGCGUGCCUGAGAGAUUAUUCUAAAAUAGGGCAUCAUUUCUUUUGGGUUCUAACUGCCCGUUUUGGUUGGAUAAGCGUUUAUCUAUUGAUACAACGAUUGUGAAUUUGCAAUUUUCUUAUUUCAUUUCUCAUUGAUCGCGCGAAUUGUUAUAAAAAAUAUGGUAUUACCUUAAAGUGUGAUCUAACGUUGUACUGGAAUCUAUUCAAUUAUAUAAUAGGUAAAAAUACAGCUUUAUCAAUGCUAAUCCAAUCAAACGAAUGAAAAACUGACCAUCUAAAAAAAUGCAUAUAUGCGUUUAAAAUGCAGCACGAUUAAGAAAAAAUACUUUAGAAUGAAAGAAAAAAAAGAAUAGUAUAAUAGUAUACUUUAGUACAUAUUCAUAAACUGUCAUUCAAACAAUCUACUAGUGUUUUAAGCCAAUCAAUUAAUCUUAUACAAUGAUCUUUUUUUUUAUUGUACGUAUUUAUUUCUCAGUAAUUAGUUUUGAAUUUUUGAACGAAUUUACCGAAUUUUUAUUUACAAUAAUCGUGUGAGAUUGAUUUUUUGGUUGUUGCAUUUGAAAUGUUUUCUUGAUAUGUACAUAAAAUAUUGGCACUCCCUUCGCUUUUUAGUCCUAACACUCAGUUGUUUGUGUUCAUAUUAGUGUAAAUUAUUAUAUUUUUUCGCUUUGAGAGUGCAUACUUACACAAAUACACGCAUAUAGCCGAUAAUGUAAGAGAAAAAUAUGAGUUUCGGGCUAUCUCGGAAUGAUACUUGUUGAAUAGUAUUAUAAAAAAGAAACUUAUGUAAUGUAGCACUUAAAUGUAAAGCAAAAAAGCAAGGAAUCUGUAUAUUGAAAUAUCUAAAAACAUAUGCAUAAAACCUUGCGUGUUAGCAAGGCGUCGAGCGACGUUUAGUUCUGUGAAU
Molecule: messenger RNA, 2152 nt
Organism: Phymastichus coffea
Lineage: Eukaryota; Metazoa; Arthropoda; Insecta; Hymenoptera; Eulophidae
Product: FUN14 domain-containing protein 1
Exons: 5
Coding region: 535-1074 (179 amino acids)
Biological process (GO): autophagy of mitochondrion
Cellular component (GO): mitochondrial outer membrane
Source: RefSeq, a predicted model, not a curated record